Molecule: messenger RNA, 3297 nt
Organism: Penicillium atrosanguineum
Lineage: Eukaryota; Fungi; Ascomycota; Eurotiomycetes; Eurotiales; Aspergillaceae
Product: putative C6 transcription factor
Exons: 7
Coding region: 1-3297 (1098 amino acids)
Biological process (GO): DNA-templated transcription; regulation of DNA-templated transcription
Molecular function (GO): zinc ion binding; DNA binding; DNA-binding transcription factor activity, RNA polymerase II-specific
Source: RefSeq, a predicted model, not a curated record
AUGGACACCAGUCCUCCAAGUGCCCAGCAGAUCUCGGGUAUUGCCUCUGGGGGCGCCUCGGCGCGGGACCCGUUGACCGGAGGUCGUCAGAUUACUCGAAAUCGGGCGAGCUACAGUUGCCACACCUGUCGCCGGCGAAAGGUGAAAUGCGACAAAGUGCACCCGAUCUGUGGGAACUGUGCGAAGACCGGGGCCGAAUGCGUAUACGAUGUGUCGUCGCAAAAGCGGGAGGAGGAGCGCGAUGCACCUUCUCGAAGUGGACAAGGUGUGAAACGAAGGAGGGGAACCUCAAGGACUUGGGAAGACAACGUGCACGAAUUGCAAUCAAUCUAUGGACAUUUAAGGGAGGCCGAGUCAUCGCCAGAUCAAAAACCAGACCCCCGAGCGAUCGAAAAUCGACUGGACAAGCUGAUGAACAUGAUUGAACGAAUUGGUGGGACUAGUCAGGCUCUCGAAGCGGCCGAGAAGCAGUCGGCGGCGUCGGCUGCUGGUAUGGAGUCAGCGCUUAUGCAGGAUUUGCGACAAAGAAAUGCACGGAAUGAGACAUUCGACCCUUCUCGACAAUCUAGUCCACGUCGAGCUCCACCAGAGUCUAGUGGUGAUGAGUUUCCAAUUCCAUCUGGGCAAGCAACAGAUUUGGUUGAUCCAGUGGGAAGUCUGAACCUCGGGCAUCUUAGCCUGGAAGAUGGCGGGAGAUCGAGAUACGUGGGAACAACAUACUGGGCUUACAUUUCCCACGAGAUCAAUGAUCUCAAUCAACUGCUAAGAGAUCAAAACCGGUCGCAUGAACAACAAUCUUCAGAUGUCAUUAACGAGGACGAUCUCAUAACGAACGGCCGCCGACCGUGGAGGCAGUCUAUUGACAGCUCAACAUACGCAACCUCAUCAAGAUCCCCGCGCGGUUCGUUCCAACAAUCGAUCAUCUUCCCGACUGGUGAAUCCCCGACCGUAAAUGAAAAAAUCGUCGAACCAGAAAUGCUUGAGCAUGUUCCGUCCAGACGCCAGAGCCACAUUCUGUACAAGGCCUUCAUGUCGGGUAUUCAUGCAAUUAGCCCCGUUCUCCAUCCACCAACUAUCCUGAAGCUCUACAAUGCAUUCUGGGACUGGUACGACUAUAGCAGCUAUUCCGGAGAACCUUGUCCGAAUCCGUCAUUUUUACCACUGCUAUACGCCAUCUGGUACGGAGGAUCAGUGACGAUAUCGAUACGAACCAUCAAGGCCGAAUUCAACGUGCCUUCUCGCGUCCCGUUAUCAAACAUCUACAGCGAGGAGGUCACUCACUGGUUGACGAAAAUCUCUUUUCCUCGAAGCCCUUCUCUGCAAGGACUAGCCGCAUAUCUCAUUGUGCAGACCAUUCUGUCCAAGGAGGAAGAGCCUCUGACAAGCAGCCUUUUUAUUAGCCUCGCGAUGAGAGUGGCUCAAACCAUGGGCCUACAUCGUGACCCGGCCAAAUUUGGGAUUGAGCCCUGCGAGGCGGAAUAUCGGCGCCGGUUAUGGUGGCAUAUCAUACACAUGGAUGGUGUGGUGGCAAUGUCCAGUGGGCUACCUCCAUUAGUCAGUGAGGAGAACUACUGGGAUGUACGUGAAACGAGCGAAGUAAAGGAUACUCUGCUCGGUACCCCGGCGGCUGAGCGAUAUGAGCAGCUGGUGGCCACAAAACAGCGAGUCCCAGACAAUCCUGAUGAUCCGUUGCUUGGCGGGGGACCGUCGAUGGUAAAUGUGUUUUAUCUGAAUGCCAGAGGCAAAUACAUAAUGGCCCGUGCCGUUCGCCGAAUUCUGAAAAUUCAGCUGGGUACGAAACCAGUGACUCGCAGAGACAUGGAGGAACUUCGGGUAGUUCUUCUCGAUCUUCAGCUCAACUUGAACUCCAUAAUUGACAGAAUUCCUGAUCGGAAAGCCACAGAUGGUACUCCGGGAUCUUCUGGUCGCGCCUUGUCCAUGUCCAAGUCUCCCAUUGAGGCUAGUUCUGCAGACCCAGAGCCUCCCGGCGAAGGUAUCAACGGCUGCCCGGAACAAUACCAUUCACCAGUCCAUGCUUCAUUCCACAAGUGGGCGAGAAUUAUUCUGUCACUGUAUAUUGACAAGGCAUUCUGUGUCGCAUACCAACCUUUCCUCAAGAAUGCCCGCAGCCGUAUUUGGCCCGCCGCACGACAAAGUGCCCUCCGUCACUGCCAUGGAUUUAUGGAAAAGUUCAUUCAGCUCGCCACAGACCCUGAUUUCCAACCGUUCCAAUGGAGCUGGCCUGGGAAUCACCAGCCCAUGCAUGCAACAAUGAUCAUGCUCAUCGACCUGUACGAACGACCGUAUAGUCCGGAAGCAUCAAAGUCUCGCGCGUUCAUUGAUCGGAUCUUAGCUCUGUCUGGGCCCGAUGGAGGUGUUGUAGGCGGCGAAGAUGGCAUCUCUACACAACGGCCACUUAAGGAUGGCGGACGCGAAGCUUGGGAGAUGAUCCGCCGUCUCCGUCAGAAAGCCUGGCAAAAAGCUGGCCUCAACCCGCAAAUGCUUUGGACCGAACAGGACCAAAUACAAGCUGGCAUUGCGUCACCAGCAGGGGAUCCAGGAAAUCUUCGCAGUCCGUUCUACUCAAGGCCUGAUUCUCCCUCGGCACUAGCAACGGCAUCUGUGGCUCCAGACCGGCAGUUAUCGGACUUUAACAAGACCUUUUAUAACAUGACUCGUGCCCAUUUACUUCCGAAUCCUGCUGUUUCUCCAGCUUCACCCCGUCCCAGUCCUCUACGAUACUCAUACCAACCACCUCCCCCGAACCAAACUUCCCUGCCGACCACUCAAUACAAUCCCAUACCGGCAGCUGUCAACAACUCAAAGACAGGUAAUAUGGCUACUCAGUCUGCCAUGGUCACAUCCGCUUUGGCUAGCCCCCCUGUGACCCACUCCCCCACUGCCACUUCCACCAUUCCUGUACCCCCUCAGCAAGCCAUCCCCAACAAUACCUCCCCACAAAUGCCUUUCAUGGAUCCAGCUUCACCUGCUCCCCCGAUGGGAGUCCCCACUCCGCCCUCCAUGGUGGAUCCUAAUCUGAACUUUGACUGGGAUCAGUGGGAUGCUGUGUUUGGACAGCAUCUUCCUGUCGCCGAUGAGCUUAUGGAGCUGGAUCCCGUGGCAGGGCUGGACUUUGCCAACCUUGGAAUUCCAUCUGGAAACACCCCCGGCAAUUUUGGGGCCAAUGGAUUUCCUGUCACUACGCCAAGUGAUGUUGGACUCCCGUCUGUCUGGCCAGACCAGGGCUCGGCGAACCCCCAAGGACCUUCUUCAAACAACUGGACUGGAUACAGUUGA